Molecule: messenger RNA, 1014 nt
Organism: Durotheca rogersii
Lineage: Eukaryota; Fungi; Ascomycota; Sordariomycetes; Xylariales; Xylariaceae
Product: putative pla2g4b
Exons: 3
Coding region: 1-1014 (337 amino acids)
Molecular function (GO): 2-oxoglutarate-dependent dioxygenase activity
Source: RefSeq, a predicted model, not a curated record
AUGGCGCCGGACGACGACCCCGUCGCGGAGCUGAUCACGGCCUUCGCCGAGCUGAACUCCGGCGCCGUCGAGGAGCUCGACGGCGAGCCCGGCCCGCUCGAGUUCAUGCGCUUCGUCGCGCGCAACACGCCCUUCGUCGCGCGGGGCGCCGCCGCCGACUGGCCGGCCGCGCGCCGGUGGACCGCCGCCUACCUGCGCGAGCAGCUGGCCGGGCACCGCGUCAACGUGGCCGUGACGCCGGGCGGCCGGGCCGACGCGCCGGAGCCCGCGCCCGGGGGCUUCGUCUUCGCGCAGCCGCACGAGGAGGAGCAGCCCUUCGGCGCGUUCCUCGCGCACGUGGUCGCGCAGGAGCAGGGCGGCGAGGCUGCGGCGGCGGCGGCGCGCGAGGUCUGGUACGCGCAGACGCAGAACGACAACCUGCGGGGCGAGUACGCGACGCUCGCCGCGCAGGUGCCGCCGUCGGUGCCGUUCGCGCGCGUCGCGCUGCGCCGCGCCCCCGACGCCGUCAACCUCUGGAUCGGCAACUCGCGCUCCGUCACGGCCCUGCACCGCGACAACUACGAGAACCUGUAUGUCCAGGUCGCCGGCCGCAAGCACUUCGUCCUGCUGCCGGCCCUCUGCCAGCCCUGCGUCAACGAGCGCCGCCUCCCGCCCGCCGUCUACGUCCGCGAGCCGGACGGCGCCCUGCGCCUGCGCGCGCAGCCCGACGCUGACUGCGUGCCCUUCCCCCUGUGGGACCCAGACGAGCCGGACGUCCUCGCCACUAAGUACUCCCACCUGGCGCGCCCCCUGAGGGUCACCCUCGAGCCCGGCGAUAUGCUGUACUUGCCGGCGAUGUGGUACCACAAGGUGUCCCAGUCCUGCUCGGAGGAGGGCAUCUGUGUCGCUGUAAACUACUGGUAUGACAUGGAGUUCAGCGGGCCGCUCUACCCCCUGGUUGAGCUUGUCCGUAGACUGGGACACGCGACAGCAGCAGCCUCGACAACACCAAUGACAGCGGCCGCGAUGGAAUGA